This is a messenger RNA of Pseudopodoces humilis (Tibetan ground-tit), 1926 nucleotides long. RefSeq names its product polypeptide N-acetylgalactosaminyltransferase 17 (gene GALNT17). Gene Ontology annotation, molecular function: polypeptide N-acetylgalactosaminyltransferase activity. Gene Ontology annotation, cellular component: Golgi apparatus. The record is from RefSeq and is a predicted model, not a curated record. Gene Ontology annotation, biological process: protein O-linked glycosylation. NCBI's taxonomy places the organism in Eukaryota, Metazoa, Chordata, Aves, Passeriformes, Paridae.
CCUCGGGAACUUUGAUGGCUUCUUUGAGGAGAGUCAAAGUCCUGCUGGUGUUAAACCUGAUCGCCGUGGCCGGCUUCGUCCUCUUCCUGGCCAAGUGCAGACCCAUCACGACCAAGAGCGGCGACUCCUUCCAUGACAUCCAUCCCAGGGCAGAGGUGGCCAACUUGACAGCCCACGGCAUCAGCUCCAUCCAGGAUGCGGUGCUGAAGAGGCUCUCGCUCCUAGAGGACAUUGUCUACAGGCAGCUGAACGGUUUGUCCAAGUCCCUUGGUCUCAUUGAGGGCUAUGGUGGCCGUGGCAAGGGUGGCCUCCCAGCCACCCUGUCCCCCGAGGAGGAAGAGAAAGCCAAGGGACCCCACGAGAAGUAUGGCUACAACUCCUACCUCAGCGAGAAGAUUUCCUUGGAUCGCUCCAUCCCGGAUUAUCGCCCAACCAAGUGCAAAGAGCUGAAAUACGGGAAGGACCUGCCCCAGAUCUCCAUCAUCUUCAUCUUUGUGAACGAGGCGCUGUCGGUGAUCCUGCGCUCGGUGCACAGCGCCGUCAACCACACGCCCGCGCCCCUGCUGAAGGAGAUCAUCCUGGUGGACGACAACAGCGACGAGGAGGAGCUGAAGGCGCCGCUGGAGGAGUACGUCAACAAGCGCUACCCGGGGCUGGUGAAGGUGGUGAGGAACCAGAAGAGGGAAGGGCUGAUCCGGGCGCGCAUCGAGGGCUGGAAAGCUGCCACGGGCCAGGUCACCGGCUUCUUCGAUGCCCACGUGGAGUUCACUGCUGGCUGGGCGGAGCCGGUGCUGUCCCGGAUCCAGGAGAACAGGAGGAGGGUGAUCCUGCCCUCCAUCGACAACAUCAAGCAGGACAACUUCGAGGUGCAGCGCUACGAGAACUCGGCACACGGCUACAGCUGGGAGCUGUGGUGCAUGUACAUCAGCCCCCCCAAGGACUGGUGGGACGCUGGGGACCCCUCCCUGCCCAUCAGGACCCCGGCCAUGAUCGGCUGCUCCUUCGUGGUCAACAGGAAGUUUUUUGGGGAGAUCGGGCUGCUGGACCCCGGCAUGGACGUGUACGGAGGGGAGAACAUCGAGCUGGGCAUCAAGGUGUGGCUGUGUGGGGGCAGCAUGGAGGUGCUGCCCUGCUCCAGGGUGGCCCACAUCGAGCGCAAGAAGAAGCCCUACAACAACAACAUCGGCUUCUACACCAAGCGCAACGCGCUGCGCGUGGCCGAGGUGUGGAUGGACGACUACAAGUGGCACGUGUACAUCGCCUGGAACCUGCCCCUGGAGAACCCAGGGAUUGACAUUGGGGAUGUUUCUGAGAGGAAAGCCUUGAGGAAGAGCCUGAAGUGUAAAAAUUUCCAGUGGUACCUGGACCAUGUUUAUCCAGAAAUGAGGAGAUACAACAACACCAUUGCUUAUGGAGAGCUGAGGAACAACAAGGCCAAGGACGUGUGUCUGGACCAGGGCCCGCAGGAGAACCACACAGCAAUCCUGUACCCGUGCCAUGGCUGGGGCCCACAGCUGGCUCGCUACACCAGGGAGGGCUUCCUGCACCUGGGGGCCCUGGGCACCACCACGCUGCUGCCCGACACCCGCUGCCUGGUGGACACCGGCAAGAGCCGCUUCCCGCAGCUGCUGGACUGUGACAAGGUCAAGAGCAGCCUCCACAAGCGCUGGAGCUUCAUCCAGAACGGAGCCAUCCUGAACAAGGGCACGGGGCGGUGCCUGGAGGUGGAGAACAGGGGCAUGGCUGGCAUUGACCUGAUCCUUCGCAGCUGCACAGGGCAGAGGUGGACAAUUAAAAACUUCAUCAAGUAGAGGCUGAAAGAGUCAGGGGAGUCUGACUCGAGCCACGGCUGACAGGGGCUGACACGCCUGGACUCCUUUGGGAAGGAUGGAAAACCAAGCAGAGCUUUAUUGGUGUUCCUAGGAG